GAAAAGUGUUAAUUUGUCAUUAUUUAUCAUGUGGAGGGGGAAGAUGGAGGGGGGGAAGAGGAGGAAGGUGGAAGAGAGGUGGACUGGGCUGCGGAGUCCGCCAGAGCCCGCCAGUCACUCCUAGAAGCUGACCAGACUGCUUCCGCCCACGAGCUACACUACCGCCUGCUACUGGAGGCGGCCCGCACCAAGGCUGCUUCCACCACCGCCCAGGUGGCGGCUACCAUGGACAAGUUCAUGAAGAGUCAACAGCAGCUGGUCAAAAGUAGCUUCUCCUCUCUGCCUCCGGAGAAGUACAGGCAACAGACAGUGGGGGAAGUACUCAAGCGGCAGCAGCAGGUGCAGGAGCAGCUCCAGCAGGCCAGGAGCUCCUACUUCAGCCUCAUGCUCAAGAAACAGCGUCAAGAGGAGGAGUUACAGACGAGACAGGAAGUGGCGGAGGACCAGGUGAGUACGUCGGAGAUGCUGAGACUGGUGGUGGAGACCGAGGCGUACACAGAGGAGGCAGCCAUACAGGAGAACAACAUACUCACCUACAAGUCAUCACUAACCAACAUGACCGCCACCAUCAACAAACGUACUCAGAGGAAGAAGGAACUAUCAGCACAGGUGGACGAGGCACAGGCCAGGGUCAAUAAGCUCAAAAUACAACUCAAACAGGAGAAGGAGAGAUUAAAUGAGCUGGCCAAGAAGCAGUCAUCAUCCAGGAGGAAGUCGUCACAGCUAGAACCUUCCUCCCGCCUCCUGCUGGACCCACUCCUCGCCAGGGACCUCAAGGACAAGCUGGUGUUGAGGACCACUCUGGAGGACGAGCUGCACCGCCUCAAACAAGUAUGUUGCAGAGGGACCGCCUCACACUCGCCACCCCGCUAAAGAAAACCUCACCUUAAGAGACCUAACGAAAGUUCCUAUCUGAUGCAAAACUACUUGGUACUACUUAAUACUUACAUAAUAAUGAGUGUACAACUACUUUCAGACACACUACUGAACGACUUAAACGAACUCCAUCACCUCAUUUAAGCGAGUGGUAGAUGUAAUUCACACUUGCCACUUAUAAUGUCACUUAAUGAGAUUUACCACCUAACAGCCACAGGACAUCAAAAAUUUAUGUAAAACAGAGUUAUGUGUAUAGAGUUAGCGUUGGGGCAGGAAAAGAUACCUCACCUAGACCACUAAUUCAGUACCUGGGUCUGGGAAAAGUUGACCAUACAUAAGUAGAUGUACUGUACAGUACUUCCUGGACCAUAGUCAGUUUUUUAGGCAAGGUGCAGGUUUGCAAGAACCCUCGGUAACGUUGACAAUCACCACACUGGAAAUAUGCAUUACUAAUACCUUGUGUUGUCUUCGAUAAAUGUUCACAUAUGUAUCUACUGUAUGAUUUUUACUCAAUAAAUUCAUAUACAAUCAAGGUUCCACAGCAGGUGGACAAGUACUCCUCCGUGCAACAUCAAUGUUCAGGAAACAACAAUAAACCCUUAAUAAUUCCAGGAUUGUAUUUAUAUAUCUUAUUUAUAUAUCCACAUGCUAACUUUGGUUAAGAGCCAUCUUAAUAACAGUAUUAUCUGUCCGAGCCAUGGCAUUCACAAUUCCUGAACACACGGAGGAGUGAAUACACUACCGUCUCUACCCCAACUGGACUCCACAGUACAGUUACUCAACUGCUUUAUCAACAUACCUCCACACAACUGCUAAUAUCCACAACGUAGAGUCUUGGAAGCCCUUACGGCGCCACAAACACCAGGUAAUCCACAAACACGAACGUAAAAUCCGGAAAUAGCCAUCAAAUACUGUAUCGCAACACACAUACACACGUUGCUGUCAACAUUAACGUCUGUACCGUAAAGACCCUGGUGAACCGGGUGAACCCUUUAGGUGCUUCGAUUCAUUAAUUCAUUGGUUCACUUUACUGAUUCACUGAAAAUCACUUACAUAUCAAUUUACCUUAAGUGACUGGAUUGCAGAAAGAAUAUCAUACACGAUUGGCCGUUAUAUAUAGUCCCAUUCAUUUUCUCAAAUUACUUCUAGCCAUAAUUUGCUAAAGUAAAAUUGAUAAUUAUUAAGAAAAAUUAGUUAUGAGAUUCAUGCUUCGUCAACGACCCCGCUGUUACGAUACUAAACACUACCCUUCCCACACUAACCCAGAGACUAUAUAGGGAAGAUAGGGAAGUGACCAACCCGACCAUUAAAAAAGAUGUGCGGUCUAAAGCCAUGACAGCCCCAUCUUUGAGCUGGCGCAUCACUAUACAGAGCAUCAUUUUAACGGUUGCUAACGUGUCGAUUUUUCAUAAGAAAUAUGCAUAAGAUAUGUUAAUAUAACCAAUUUUAUAUUUUCUCCAUAUAAUACACAUGGAAUGUAUAAAUUAGUCGUUCACCUUGAUGUUAUGGUAAGUUACUGGAGGAAUUGUUACUCCCUUUAAUUUUUAUUCAUGUUUGGAACAUAUUUUUGCACAUUUCAUGUGUGAAUCAUAGAAAUAUCCUAUUUCAUGUAUUCGUUUAAGUAAACUGAAUGCCAACUCAUUUUCUAUGCUUUAGAAUAUUAAAUAUUAGUUGUUUUUUUAGGAUCAUAAGUAACAGUCAAUAUUUUUGGGGUGAAGGUUAUAAGAACAUAAGGAGUCUGCAAUAGGCCGGUUGGCCUGUGCAUGGCAGCUCCUGUCGAGAGUU
Homarus americanus (American lobster) is the source of this 2661-nucleotide messenger RNA. RefSeq lists its product as uncharacterized. Bases 226 to 873 code for a protein of 215 amino acids. Lineage: Eukaryota; Metazoa; Arthropoda; Malacostraca; Decapoda; Nephropidae. The record is from RefSeq and is a predicted model, not a curated record. The transcript has 6 exons.